AUGCAUUUCUACUUAUUUGUUUCUGCUUUUACUCUUUGGUCAUUGACUGGCACUGUCAUAGCCGCCGUCCCGGCGGUCGCGCCUGGCUCUAUUUACAGAGGAAGGGUUUAUGUAGUUAGUCUCGAUCCGCCUGAAAAGUACCAUGACAAAGGCUUCGACGUACAAAACGGAAACGACGCUUAUAUAGUCGGGUUCGCCGAUAAGGAGAUGGCGUACGACCAGGGAGCUAAAUAUGCCAUAAGGGCCCAAAUGGGCGCGGCGUUCACCAGCGAUGUACGAGACAUGCCACGGAGAGAUAAAGCCUUUUAUCGGUACCACGUCGACACAGUCGGUGCUGAAGCAUCCUUUGUUGACAUUACCAAACAACUAACUGACUACGGCGUCUUUAUUUAUGAGGCAAAUUCGUACGUGUACGGCGCCAAAAAUAUCCCUUGGGAGAGAGUUAAAGGGUGGACUAAACACAACGCUCGCACGAUCGACGUUUAUACUUCGAGAAAGAGUUAUGAAAGGGCCAAUUCCGGCAAAGCGAGACAUCCCUCAUCCAACAGCCCGGCCCAGACUUAUCUCUCUCCCUUGCUUCGGCUCCUGGGACCGAAACCGGAGCUUGACCGCUCCGUCAGUCACGGAUCUUCACAAGCUGGUAACUAUGGUCAUUCCUCCGGUCAGGCUCCCGCACAGGCUGCACCUUAUAGCCGAUCCUCCAGUAGCGCAUCUCAACAACAUCGCUCAAGUCUCGGCCACCAGUCUGGUCCGCCUGCCGUACCGCCCCAGACUGGUGGCAGCUCCUCUAGUCAGAAUCGUCCAAGCCGCCCGGUCUACAAGUCCUUUGAAUACGAAAUUGGAUACGUACAGGGUCCUGGUGGAAUGAUUCCGGAUGAUUACUUUCCCCCAUUUAAACCCGUGCCGGGAAUGCCGGAGUUUAGACUGCCAGUUCUCCAGUCUCCCCAUUCAUCCCAAUAA
Pyricularia grisea is the source of this 960-nucleotide messenger RNA. RefSeq lists its product as uncharacterized. The record is from RefSeq and is a predicted model, not a curated record. Lineage: Eukaryota; Fungi; Ascomycota; Sordariomycetes; Magnaporthales; Pyriculariaceae. Bases 1 to 960 code for a protein of 319 amino acids. The transcript has a single exon.